CCAAAAUAAACCUCUCAAGAUCAAAUCUAGAAAUCAGACUUUUCUGCGCAUGCGUGGCUGCUGGGUGGGAAGUAUAUAAGCGGCGCUGCAAAGUGACACGACCACACCCAUCGCGCACUUCAGUAUGGAAUACAAGGCAAGUUUGGUGUUGGUGGCAAGCGUGGUGGCCCUCGUGUCCGGGGAAAUUAGUCAUCAUGUUAAGAGUUCUCUGCACCGCCCGAUCCACGCACUCAGCCAUCUUCCUGUGGGGCAUGCUGCUCCCGUGCAUCAUGGCACUGCCUUAGCUCAUGCUGCCCCUGUACAUAUUGCUGCCCCUGUUCAUCAUGCUGCCCCCGUACAUAUUGCUACCCCUGUCCAUCAUGCUGCCCCCGUACAUAUUGCUACCCCUGUUCAUCAUGCUACGCCUGUACACCAUGCUGCCCCUGUACAUAUUGCUACCCCUGUUCAUCAUGUUGACGCUGUACCCCACGUUGCCCCUGUACACCAUGCUGCCCCCGUCCAUCAUGCUGCCCCCGUGCAUCAUGGAAAAGGAUAUGCUCCGGUUUAUCCUGACACUCCUCCACACUACGCCAAUGAGUACGCCGUCAGCGACGACUACGCCGGCACCCAUUUUGGCCACUCGGAGGCACGCGACGGCUACAAGACGGAGGGCAAGUACUUCGUACACCUCCCCGACGGCCGCGUCCAGACCGUCACUUACUACGCUGACGAGACUGGCUACCACCCCACCGUCUCCUACGAGGGGACGGCCCACUACGACGCCCACGCAGCCGUCCCUCACCACGCCCCUGCCAAGGCUUACCACGCCCCUGAACCAGCAUAUCACGCCCCUGAGCCUGCAUACCACGCCCCUGAACCAGCAUAUCACGCCCCUGAGCCAACUUAUCAUGCCCCAGUUCUACCCACCUAUCAUGCCUAAGCUAAAGAAGUAUUCUUUGUGUACCAAAAGUUCAAUGAACAUUGUCAAUAUUUAAAAGACUUUUGUAUAAUA
Penaeus indicus is the source of this 991-nucleotide messenger RNA. Its product is annotated as histidine-rich protein PFHRP-II-like. Gene Ontology annotation, cellular component: extracellular matrix. Lineage: Eukaryota; Metazoa; Arthropoda; Malacostraca; Decapoda; Penaeidae. The coding region runs from base 125 to 919 and encodes 264 amino acids. The record is from RefSeq and is a predicted model, not a curated record. The transcript has 3 exons.